Molecule: messenger RNA, 1191 nt
Organism: Aspergillus heteromorphus CBS 117.55
Lineage: Eukaryota; Fungi; Ascomycota; Eurotiomycetes; Eurotiales; Aspergillaceae
Exons: 2
Coding region: 348-1001 (217 amino acids)
Source: RefSeq, a predicted model, not a curated record
GUCCUCUGAUCGAUCUGACCCGUUUCCCCGUUGCUGGCUCUUGCUUCGGGGCUGACGCCUUGUUCAUCCUUUCCAUCGCAUCCACUCCGUACGGUCUACUACUACUGUAAGUACUGUGUACCAUCCUCCGUUUGCCGCGCUCCCCUCCGUUGCCUCUCUCGCCUCUCGCCUCUCGCGUAUCGCCUCUGCGUCUCUGCGCCUCUUGCAAACGGGCUUCCAGUGGCAGGUUAGCGCUUCAUCGGAGAAAAUAGAAUUAGAAGGAUUGUCUAGUGGACGAGCUGUGCAGGAGGGAUCCAUCCCGAUCCUGGUCCCGAUCUCUGUAAGUUGAUCCUUAUCUAAGGCGGUGGAUGGUGAUUUCCUUUUUACCUGGUGAUAAUGGGGAAGGGGAAGGGGAUGGGGAUGGGGAUGGUGGAGAAGGCAAGGAUAAUUGGACUCGGGGAUGGAAUCAUCCUGGAGGGCCUGUUGUUGUCAUCUCCCCGGUCGGGGAAUCAGGAAAAGGAAAGAAAGAGAGAAAAGACGGGUCUGGAGCGAGGGCGAUAAACCAGGAGCUCACUAACGGUGCGGGUUGCCCCAUUGCAGUAGCAGCAGCGCCGCCGCCGCCGCAGCAGCAGCAGCAGUGCAGCAGCUUCUUUUCCUCCGCCUGUGUCUCCUCCCUCCCACAUUGGCUGGUCCUUCUCGCAGUCCAACCACAUCGUCUUCUCCCCGUCGAACAUUCACCGCACACCAACCCAUCCGUGAUUCCUGAACGGACCUCGCCCUCCAGCGCGUCUGUCCUCCCAUCCUACCCGCCUUCACUUUCUACUUUCUACUUUCUCGACCUGUUAUUCUCUCCCCUUCUCCUUCCUCCUUCCUCGCGCUCUCUUUCUCAUCCUCAUCCUCUCCCUCUUCCACUCUCUCUCCUUCCCCUCACCGUCCUGUCUCCGCCGCCCCCUCCCCCCCUGUUCACCGCAUCUCCUGUCCUGCUCUGCUCCUUUCGGCCUCCGACCGCCAGCCUCCAGUGAUCUUCUGCACCGGUUUUCUCGCGAACCCGCGGUUCGUUAAGGUUUACCAUCAUGGUUGUAGCGACAAUUAAGUGUGUGGUGGUUGGUGACGGUGCCGUCGGCAAGACCUGUCUUUUGAUCUCGUACACGACCAACAAAUUCCCGUCGGAAUAUGUGCCUACCGUUUUUGAUAACUAUGCCGUGACGGUCA